GCGGUGGGGACUGCAGCGGUACAGUGGGGAACGGCCUCGGCACCUCGUGCGACCAACGGUGCCAGCUGAAGUAGUUCGGGCUCUCCCCGGCCAGCCUCAGCAAGGCCGCUUGUCAUGGGCAAGCUCGAGCUGCCGCUGACGGAGGAGGCCGACGUGCCGCGCCGCACGCUCAGCCGCUGCGUGCUGGAGCGAGCCCGGCUCGACCUGAACGAGGACGAGCAGGGCCGAGAGCGGGCGCUGGCCGAGCUGCGCGACUUCGUCCGCCGCAGCCGGCAGAUCCUCACCUGCCGGGAAGAUGCCAACUUUUUGCUGCGAUUCCUGCGCAUGAAGAAGUACAAGCUGCCAGAUGCCCAGGCUGUGUUGAUGAAGUACCUACGGAUGCGACAGAAGGAGCCGCACUACUUCCACCGGCUAGACAUCUGCGAUCCGGCCAUCAAUGAUCUCGUCACUCGCGGGUACAUGUUUGUGCUACCGGAGCGAGACGCCGCGGGCCGGCGGGUGAUCGUUUCGCGCGGCUCGCGGGUCGACCCCUCCCGCCACACCCCCGACCAGGUGAUCCGCACCAACCUCAUGACCUUCGAGACCCUGCUGGAGGACGAGGAGAACCAGGUCCGCGGCUUCACCUACCUCUUCGACCAGAAGGGCAUCGGCUUCUCGCACGUGUUCAUGUGGUCGCCCAGCCAGGUCUCGCAUAUGAUCUCUUGCUGUGAGAGUGCCAUGCCGAUGCGCCAUCAGCAGAUCAACUUCAUCCACGUGCACACGCUCAUUCACGCCGUGCUGGACUUCGUCAAGGGGCUCCUCAAUGCCAAACUGCGCUCCCGCUUCAUCGUGCACAGCAACGUGGACAAGCUGUACGACACGCUGCCGGCCAAGAACCUGCCCAAGGAGUACGGGGGCAUUACGCCGAUCGACGAUAUGAUCGGUUCGUGGAAGAAGGAGCUGCUCGCCAGUCGGCCACGUCUGCUGGCGCUGGACCAGAUGAGGGUGUGCGCCGAAGACGACGAGUCGUGCCGGGCGGCGGCCUCCCUGCACACUUCGCUGGCCACGCUGGAGAUCGACUAAUCGUGGGCGCUGGCGGCUCCGACCGGCGCACGGCUUCAGCACGAUUCAGCGAGGAUGGUCAAUCGCUGGCCGAACACCAUGGGGAACUCGGAGCCGAAAUCCAGUGCAGAAUGAAGUGUCUCGAGCUGCUGUCGUCACAGCGCAUACCAGUGAUGUCACAGGGCAGCUGCAUCAGCAGCAGAAUGCGCGCGCUGAAACCAAACUCACGAGCACGACGGUGUCAGGACGCUGUCGGAGUUGGGCGAGAGUGUACGCCGAAGACCGACUCGUGCCACCGCUCCCUGAGCCGGAGGACCGGGGAGUACGCUGAAGUGCAACGUUGCAAACGAGCAUGUGAAUAGUUCCUAGCUCUGCUGGGGCGAGUGCGACGCGGGUACGGCUCGGUGUGACAGGGGCGGAUCCAGAACGCUGCCUUGGCUGGGUAACCCCAGGGGGAUGCAAGAGAUGUCCCGAUUUUCAGAAAUUAAUUGGAUUUCGCUCCUUCUUUCUUGAGUAAGUGUUUCAGAACAAGCCUAUGGUAAAGGUUGCUUAGCUUCUCUGACAAGUUCAGAAAUGUAUAAUUAUGUCCACUUUGGGUGAUCUUAGCUGUGAUCCCGACUGUCCCCCACCCCACGCCCGUCCUUGGAUCCGCCCUCGCAGUGGGAGGGCCAGUCAAAAUGAGUCUGUAUGGCAGCAGAAAUCGUCCGUGAAGAACGUCACCUGGCCAACAUCUCACAUGGUUGGCUGAAUCCAGGCAUUGGUUCGUUGAUUCACUGCACUCAUCGAUUGACUGACUGACUGUGCACGGACUUCGAAAGAUCGAUUGGUGGUAAAAACUGAUGCUAUGCUAUUUGUGGCCAGGCCGAACUGGAGGGUCAGGAACGCUUGAAGCGAACUGUCGGAAGGACGGUUGGUGACUCUCAGCUGAUCAGUAGCUGAUCAGUAAUGCCAUCUUGGGCCGACGUAUUGUGGCUCAAUUCGAUGUGCUCGUUUUGUUCGUUCAAAGCUUUGCACUUCGGAAGCCGCUGCGCAGGCGAGAAUUGGGAACUGAAAACUAAUUAAGUUUCUAUGAAGUAUUUGAUCAUUUUCAUCCGGGGUUCCAUACACUGUGAUUUUUUUCUAUUUUCUGCAUCAAUGGGACCUGACAGAGGUUCAUAUGGAGGUGAGAAUUGGCUCAAUAUGAAAGUGAGAAGUAAAAUCAACAACUUUUAGCGAAGGGCUUUUGUUUUGUUUCAGUGCUGUCAAUGCUUCCUUUCUACGGCCAUCUGCUCCAGCGUGGGGUUCUGUAACAUAAACUGUAAUGUUGUAGCUAGGCUCUCGCAUCUGUAAUGAGCUGGGUCCUCGAGGUGUCGCCCUCUCUCGUUCACGCUGAGGUAAGAAGCUUUACCAGGAUGACUCUCACGAUGCCUGGCUCCCUGGUAGUUUGAAGCUGUGAUCACGCCAGGUGAUGCCAACUGCCCGUGCAGCAGUCGAGCGAGUUUAACGGUUUAUGUAGCGGAUGGAUAUAGCGGCUCGUCGUGUGACAGUGUGUUGUCAGAUUUCGAAAUGAUCGUUUAAAAUACACUAUUAUGUACAGAAU
Messenger RNA from Pollicipes pollicipes, 2620 nucleotides. RefSeq names its product clavesin-1. The record is from RefSeq and is a predicted model, not a curated record. Bases 115 to 1062 code for a protein of 315 amino acids. Gene Ontology annotation, molecular function: phosphatidylinositol bisphosphate binding. Gene Ontology annotation, cellular component: membrane. The transcript has 6 exons. Lineage: Eukaryota; Metazoa; Arthropoda; Thecostraca; Pollicipedomorpha; Pollicipedidae.